Molecule: messenger RNA, 900 nt
Organism: Scomber japonicus (chub mackerel)
Lineage: Eukaryota; Metazoa; Chordata; Actinopteri; Scombriformes; Scombridae
Product: GTPase IMAP family member 4-like
Exons: 3
Coding region: 1-900 (299 amino acids)
Molecular function (GO): GTP binding
Source: RefSeq, a predicted model, not a curated record
AUGGCAGCGACUCAGACAGACAUAUUCAGGCUGGUUCUUGUUGGGAAGACUGGAGCAGGAAAGAGCUCCAGUGGGAACACCGUACUGGGAAGAGAUGCCUUCAGUGCUGCAGUCAGUCAGUCCUCAGUGACCAGACAGUGCUGUAAGCAGAGCGGUGAGGUGUUUGACAGGCAGCUGACCAUCGUAGACACUCCUGGUCUCUUCGACACCUCGUUACCUGAGCACCUCGUUAAGAGAGAGAUCUCUAAAUGCAUCAACAUGUCGGCCCCGGGGCCCCACGCCAUCCUGCUGGUCAUCAAGGUGGGGCCCUUUACCAAUGAGGAGCGAGACGCAGUGAGGCAGGUGGAGCAGAUCUUUGGGGAGGAUGCCUGGAAGUACACCAUCAUCCUCUUCACCAAGGAUGACAGAACCGGACCAGAUGUGGAGAAACAGCUGGAGGAGGCGGGAGGAGAGCUGCAGUCCAUCCUGAGGAAGGUGGAGAACAGAUAUCACGUCCUCAACAAUGACAAAGCAAAUGAUCGAAGUCAAGUCCUGGAUCUGCUGGAGAAGGUGGAGAAGAUGGUUGAAGACAACAGAGAAGAGUUUUACUCCAACCUCACCUACCUGCAGGUGGUGGAGAUGUUGGAUAAGAGGGAGGCAGAGCUCAGAGACUUCUAUGAGAAGGAAAUGCAGGUUAAAAUAAAAGCUGUGGAGUCAAAGUACCAGAAGAUGCUGACAGAGGCUCAGCAGGAAGGUCCAGAUGUGAAAAGGCGACGUCAGGCUGAGCUGAAGGAGGUGGAGCGGUUCUACGUUGGUCUAAAGAGAGACGUCCGUCAUGUUGUGGAGCAGACGGUGGAAACAGACACCAAAGAAGACAUUCAGAAGUUUCACAUGACCUUCAAACUGAAAGUUACCACAUAA